AAAAAUUUUUGGCCACCGGGCUCCGUACAAACCUGUCCCCUGCCAGGGGAGCCUCCUUCUCUUACAGGCGGUACCCCGAUCCUGAUGUAAACAAUCUCCACUGUCACCGCGUGCGCACAAUGAGUUUCUUAUACAAAAGCCUCUCACAGCUAUUCUAUAACAUACAUUCGCUUUUCCAUCAUCAUCAAGAAUCACUCGCUCUGAAACCAUUCAGAUUUCUCACUUACGACGGGACUUUGCCGCGCUCCGGUACCUUCCUUUUUCCCUCCUCUGAUUUACUCCUAGGCCACAGAUGGAAUCUUUGGGAUAGACCUCGUUUUCCUGCCGUCUGCCACGGACCGCACACUCUGAGCCGUUGUGUACAGAAGGAAGCCAUCAUUAUCCCGUGCCUCUCGUACUCGGUAAGUUGGAACCAGUACAUAUCUCGAGAUGGCGCAGAGAAUGUUCUGGAUACCUUUCUCGUCAUAGCGCUCGUGAUUGGCAUGCUGCACAGUGCUGUUUUUCAUCCACUUAUCGCACUUGCUCUAUUAGUGUGUUCACAAAUGCUCCGAGGUGUUGAAAGUUUCCUUGGCUCUUCCAUAUGAUAAUUCCGAGUCGAAUGUCCACCGUACUGGGAUCGUGUGUCCUUUUGGGUCCCCAUUUAUGCCGGAAUACGAAUUGUACAUGUGUGAUCAAUUUGGGCGGAAAAAGUAAUGUCCCUGAGUCGGCCCAAGUACAGUACUCAAUGA
Messenger RNA from Desarmillaria tabescens, 728 nucleotides. RefSeq lists its product as uncharacterized. The coding region runs from base 120 to 584 and encodes 154 amino acids. The record is from RefSeq and is a predicted model, not a curated record. Lineage: Eukaryota; Fungi; Basidiomycota; Agaricomycetes; Agaricales; Physalacriaceae. The transcript has 3 exons.